AUGUACACCGCCCUGCCCGACAACCGCAUUUUAACAGACAGCUGGGUAGCGUACUCGCGAGCCAGCGGGAUGCCCAUGAUGGAUGUGAAGGUCUUGGAACAGUACUUGGCUCGCUCUUCUGCGGAACUUGCGGUGCUACCUAGCAGGGUAGAGUACAGAUUGGAGCAAUUCUCUCGCAUGGCAGCAAAGGCAGUCACUUCCGAGAUAUAA
This is a messenger RNA of Exophiala aquamarina CBS 119918, 210 nucleotides long. RefSeq lists its product as uncharacterized. The transcript has a single exon. The record is from RefSeq and is a predicted model, not a curated record. NCBI's taxonomy places the organism in Eukaryota, Fungi, Ascomycota, Eurotiomycetes, Chaetothyriales, Herpotrichiellaceae. The coding region runs from base 1 to 210 and encodes 69 amino acids.